Molecule: messenger RNA, 3232 nt
Organism: Mizuhopecten yessoensis (Yesso scallop)
Lineage: Eukaryota; Metazoa; Mollusca; Bivalvia; Pectinida; Pectinidae
Product: major facilitator superfamily domain-containing protein 9-like
Exons: 6
Coding region: 172-1413 (413 amino acids)
Biological process (GO): transmembrane transport
Molecular function (GO): transmembrane transporter activity
Source: RefSeq, a predicted model, not a curated record
GGAAUUUUAAAUUGUAAUGGCUAAGAUUCUUUAACUUUUUCUCUCUGGUAAGGGAGGUAACUCAUUCAAACCGGAAAUGGUUCACACAAAACAGAAAGUAGCUAAUAGUGGGGAGGCACAGUACGGCAUCUUUUACUAAAGUGACAGGUACAUAACAGACAUCCAAUAGCAAUGAAAUGGCGGCAAUCCAUGAAUCCAACACUGCCAAUCUACAUCUCUGGGUUCCUAGACUUUUUUGGAGUGAGUAUGGUGAUCCCCCUGAUCAGUAAUCAUGCCCGAGAUUUGGGAGCUUCCCCAACUGUAGCAGGUUUUAUUGGUUCUGUGUAUGGAUGCUUACAGCUUUUUUCUAGCCCAGUAGUCGGUCGCUGGAGUGACGUGUCAGGGAGGAAGUACUGUCUUCUGUGGUCCCUGUUCUUCUCUGCGUGUGGCUACAUGUCAUUAGGAUUUUCCACCUCAUUGAUUGCACUGUUCCUCGCUCGUAUUCCAUUAGGUAUCUUUAAACACAGCCAAAGCAUUGCCAAGUCCCUACUAGCAGAUAUGUUACCUACAGAUAGGCAGUCCGCUGUGCAUGGCCACUUUAACUCUGUGUCCAGCAUAGGGUUCAUUCUUGGACCAGUGGUCAGCGGUCACAUCGUGGAGAUGGCUGGAGGAUUCUACAGUGUUACAUUCUUGUGUGGGGCCAUCUUCCUGUUGAAUGGAGUGUUGGUGUGGUGCUGUUUUCCUGAUGUCAAGUCCAAGUCACAUGACCUUGCUCGUGAUGAGUCAUCUACUUCCCUCCAAAAACUUGGGUCUGACGAAUUCAACUUUAAUCCUAAACAACUUUUUCAGUUAAAAUCUCUGAGCUGGUCAGCAUUUUGGGAUUUGUUUUUGGUGAGGUUCUGUUUAGGACUAUCCUUACUCUUAUUUAGGAGUAAUUUUUCGUUGAUGCUGCGAGAGAAGUUUGAUACGUCUCCAAAGGGUUUAGGUUACAUUAUAUCUUACAGUGCUAUUGUAUCAGCCUUGUGUGGUUUACUAGCUGGAAAGUUAUCUAGAUAUUAUAGAAAUGAUAAUCGUCUGUACAAACACCUUGCCGUAAUCAUGACACUAACCAUGAUUCUUUUUGUCUUCACUUCCACAUUUUGGUGCUAUGUGUUGCUCCUCGUCCCUCUGAGCUUCGCCUCGAUGAACCUAAGAGUGGUUGGUAUAAGUUUAUUGAUAUCAAGGGGAGGUACGCAAGAAAUUGGGGCCCUGAUUGGGCUCAGUCAGAGUAUCAUGUCUAUUGCAAGGAUGUUAGCUCCUCUUCUAUCAGGGAUUUUACUGGAGGUCAGUCCCAGUGGUCCCCCCUUGGUUGGGGCUGGCAUGGCUGCUCUGGCAGUGCUGGUAAUUACGGUCAAAUGGCGAGGAGUGGAACAAAGCAGGCCUAAAGAGGAAUAAAUCAGUACAGGUAUACUGAUACAUUUUGUCUGCAGGCAAAAGUAAUGUGAUAUAUUUUGAUCUUGUUAAGUUGAUAUGUGCCCGUUUCAUGUUAAUUUUUUUAAUGAUUAUUUUUUACAUAAAUUUAUUAUGAAAUUCCUGUGAAAGAUAAAUGACUUGUUUGAUGAUUAACUGUGAUAAAAUAACCUAUUGGCCUUUCACUGGUGUAGUUUUAAUGAUGCCUUUGGCAGUCUGACUCGUGUACUAAAUUCCUGAACAUGAAUUUUGGUUCUUUUAAAAACGAUUUUUACAUUUUCAUUUAAAAAAGUAUUGAUAAUGACAAAGGGUCUAUGCAAUGUAAGAAUGAACAUUUUUACAUUGAAGAUGCAGCUUUUAUGUUUAGGGGAGACAUACAAAAAUUGUCAUAUCUGAAAUAAUAGUUUCUGUAACAAUAGUCAUUAGACGGUCAUGUUGUACAUUAGGGGGGCAUGUAUACUUCUGGUGUGAAGGCAAUCAGUAGCAAGUAAUCUUUGUUGGAGUAGAAGAUUAGGAAAUUGAGACAGAACAUUUGGUGAAAUAUCUAGUACCCCAUCAUCAGACAUGCAGCCAGAGUCUGCUCACCUGUGUUUCAGCACACGUAUCGAACUACAAGUUGAAUCUCGAAAAAUUAUCUCGGAAAUGACUUAUUUUAGUACAUGAAGUAUUUAUAUGUACUAGUAUUGUAUCUAGUUCUAUUAAAAGACUACGGUGACAGGAGGAAAGUUUCACACAUAGGAUUGCCACUGUAAAUUAUACCUACAUUUCUGGUGAUGUAGACACUUAAACCUUAAUUUGCUGGGAUAUUCAACUGUGAAUUCUCCUUGUGUUUUAUUGAGAUAUGUUCUGGUGAUGAAGUCAAGUAUUAACAAAAAGUAAAUGAUUUAUAGAACUUGAUCACUGAUCUCCACCUAAUUCACUAAUUAAUUUAUCUCUCAUUAAUAUGUAAUAUUUUGUUUUAUGUAAUAAGUGAUAUAAGAGUGUCUUGUGUAGAACUUGAAAUUGCUGAAAAUCAUUUGAUUUAAUAAUAAUUUUAAUUAAUAUCCAUAUUGUCAAAAUUCUGAAACGUCCCAAGUUUUAUUAAAGCUCCAAUGCUUAAAAGCUUGAGUUCAAAAUUUCUUUACCACGAGGGGGUGGGAGAAAACUAUACAAUGUACAUUCCAUUUUUGUGAAAUUAUAAAAUAUGUGAUAAUUGUGUUUCUAUUAUAUUUCUUUAACAUCUGUUUUGUAUGGUAAAGAAACGUUUUCAGGGUAUAUUGUUUACCUUACUGUGAGACAGUUCCAUGUCAAAGGAACUUGUGUAAUUUUGUUUAUAUGAAUGGCAAUAUAGACUUCAAUGAACUGAUGACUAAUUUAAAAGUUAUAAAAGAAGAAGUGGUGAUGCAUGGGUAAUGCCAAAUUAUUUGAUGAUACUAAUUAAAAUAUAUUUUUUCAGAGAACAUUUACAAUGUGUAAGAUAAAAACAUCAAUCAUUUCACCUGUAUAAGUAUUUGUGCAAUCAGUUAUGUCCUGAUCUCACAGACUGAAGUCUUUACCUCAUUCGUUGUUUCUUUAGUAUAUAUUUAUGAGAAUAUGUUGACUCAUUAAUGUAUUGUAAAGGUAUACCUCACUGUAUUACAUAAUGGUUGUAAAGAAUAAGACCAAUGAUGUUGUUGACCAUUAAGUGUUUGGGUUCUAUUAUAAAGUUAUGACGUACAAGUAGUUAUAUGUGAAAUUUGUACAGAAAUGUCUUUAAUUCUAUAUCUAAAUACCAUUAUAUUUAUGUGUACAUUAUCACAUACAAGUUACAUUGUGAUAAAAGAUA